Molecule: messenger RNA, 2467 nt
Organism: Cuscuta epithymum
Lineage: Eukaryota; Viridiplantae; Streptophyta; Magnoliopsida; Solanales; Convolvulaceae
Source: the annotation of a GenBank genome assembly
AAAUCGGCUAUAUGUAGACUCUCUCCCUCCACCUUUCCAUUUAUAAGCCCCCAUAUAACCUCUUUCCAACCACCGAUGUAUAGAUUUAGGAGUCUAAAAUUCCAUUUUAGACAUUUUAGACUCUUAAAACUCCACCACUAGAGAUAGUCUAACAUCAAUAAACUCUUCAAUUAAUAGAUUAUUAUCUAGUCAUAGAAUUAUACGUAGUAUUUAUAACUAUUAUCUAUUAAUGCAUUCACCAAAAUGUUCACCAAAACAGCUCAAGUCGCUUUUGUUGACAUGUAAAGAUAGAUUGUCCGUUUCCAAAAUCCACAAACAUCUCAUAUCCUCCGGGCUUUCAGACCACGGAAUUUUAAAUCCUCAGUUAAUCUCAUCGUACGCUGAAGCCGGCAACAUUGACCUCGCCCGGAAAGUGUUCGAUGAAAUGCCCAACAGAGGCAUCGGUGCUUGGAACGCAAUGAUUAUCUCCUAUUCCCGGAAGGGGUUACCUCAAGAUGCCUUAACUCUGUACAAAGAGAUGAUCUCCAGCGGUUCAAACCCCGACAGCUCAACUUUCACGGCCGCACUUAAGGCAUGUGCGACGCUGUCGGACUUAGAACUCGGCGAAAAGGUAUUUCGGGAAGCCGUCGAGUCCGGAUACGGGAAUGACGUGUUUGUGGUGUCAUCCGUUUUAAACUUCUACUCAAAAUGUGGUAAGAUAGAUGCAGCAUACAUAGUCUUUGAGAAAAUGGGAAGGAAAGACAUCGUUUGCUGGACGACAAUGAUCACUGCCCUUACACAGAAUGGAAGGGAAAGAGAAGCGCUGGAAGUCUACCUGAGGAUGAGAGAGGAUGGUUGGGAAGGAGACGAGGUUGUGAUGUUGGGUUUGAUCCGUGCUUGUGCGAAUAUCGGUGAUAUAAACCGGGGUUGUUCUAUCCAUGGUUAUAUGAUCAGGAAAAAUCUUCCUAUAAAUGUGCUAGUGCAGACUUGCCUGUUAGACAUGUAUGCCAAGAAUGGAGAUCUAAAGAUGGCUACUCGAGUGUUUGAAAAACUCCCUUGCAGGAGCUCGGUUUCUUGGAGUGCUUUAAUCUCAGGGUAUGCUCAAAAUGGACUUGCUGAAGAUGCGCUCCUACUCUUCAUAGAAAUGCAACAUGUGGGAUUCUCACCCGACGUGACAUCACUAGUUAGCUCACUUCUGGCGUGUUCCCACGUAGGGUUCUUGAAGAAGGGUAAAUCGAUCCAUGCCUAUGUCGUGAGAAGGUCUGAGGCGAAUAAAAUCCUAGGGACCUCUUUGAUUGACAUGUAUGCAAAAUGUGGGCUAAUCACGUGGGCACGUAGUGUUUAUGAUGGUAUAAAUUUUAAGAAGGACGUGAUAUGUUGGAACACUAUCAUAACGGGCUACGGGAUCCACGGUCUCGGAAGAGAAGCCCUAUCCAUUUUCUAUAUGAUGAAAGACAAUGUGGAGCCCGACGAUGCAACUUUCGCUGCCCUUUUGUCUGCUUUGAGUCAUUCAGGAUUAGUGGACGAAGGGCGGUUUUGGUUUGACUCAAUGGUCAAGAAGUACAAGAUUCGUCCUACUGAGAAGCAUUAUGCUUGUUUGGUUGAUUUAUUAGCUCGGGCUGGACUAGUGGUGGAAGCCCAAAAUUUGAUUGGUUCCAUGGAAGAUGAACCCGGAAUUGCUGUUUGGGUCGCCCUACUGUCUGGCUGCCACACCCACAAGAAAUUCUCGAUUGGGGAAAUGGCAGCAAAGAAGGUGCUAGAGUUGAAACCAAAGAGUCUUGGCAUUUACAUGCUUGUCUCAAACUUUUUUGCUUCUGGAAAGAAGUGGGAAGAGGUGGCCGUGGUAAGGAAGUUGAUGAAAGCCACAGGAAUGAAAAAAGUUCCUGGGCACAGUGUAGUGGAAGUAAAUGGCAAACUUCAUGCUUUUGUCACUGAAGACACUAGUCAUCCCCAAUACAAGGAAAUAGCGGGGAUGUUGAGGAAGUUGGAGGAUGAGAUGGUAAAAAUGGGAUACUCACCCAAGACGGAGUAUGUGUUGCAAAACAUUGAAGAGGAGGAGGUAAAAGUGACUAUGUUGUGCAACCAUAGCGAGAGACUCGCCAUUGCUUUCGCGCUCUUAAACACGGUUCCAGGGACAAAAGUCAUGGUCACGAAGAACCUUAGAGUGUGUGGCGAUUGCCACGAAGCAACAAAGUUCAUCUCCAUGAUUGUAAAACGAGAGAUCAUUGUGCGGGAUGUGAAGAGGUUUCAUCACUUUAGAGAUGGAGUUUGCUCUUGUAGUGAUUUCUGGUGAACAUUGCUUUACAUAAUGUAAAAUGGUUAGUUGGCUGUAAACUAAAGGUGCACUUUAGUGAAGUGUUCGUGAGCCAUUAACAUCAACCAAUUUGGAUAUAAAUACAGAAUAAUUGAAUAUGGGAGAGUAAUUUUUUUAGAGAAUGGGAGAGCAACUUAGAAAAAGAGUAAUUGAUAAUGUCAUCACUAAUUUGUA